Molecule: messenger RNA, 3789 nt
Organism: Camellia sinensis
Lineage: Eukaryota; Viridiplantae; Streptophyta; Magnoliopsida; Ericales; Theaceae
Product: calcium-transporting ATPase 1, endoplasmic reticulum-type-like
Cellular component (GO): membrane
Molecular function (GO): ATP hydrolysis activity; ATP binding; transporter activity
Source: RefSeq, a predicted model, not a curated record
CCUUCCCCAAUCGUCACCCACCAAACCCCUCUCCACUCUUUAACAACUCCUCCUUCUCUACUUCAUCACCAUCCAUCCACGAAGCUUCCUUUAUUGUUAUCUUAAAACAAAAAGUCAUAACAAUGACAGAGAAACACAUUACAUAGUCUAUAUAUAAAAUAUAUACAAGAUGAAGAGAUGGCCAACGCAUGGUGUCUGGUUGAAUCAUCUCCCUCUUUCACCAUUUCAAACUCUUCCAUUUCUGUACCCACUCACUCAAAACAAGCAAAGAAAGGAAACCCAUUAUUUGCUUUCUUUCAAUUCCUCGACUUUGAAUUAUGGGCAAAGGUGGACAAGACUAUGCUAAGAGAGACCUCCCAAGCCCAAGAGCUCCUCCACACCGUGAAACCUUCCCAGCAUGGUCUAAACAAGUUUCAGAAUGUGAAAAACACUACCAAGUCAACAGGGUUGCAGGACUAAACUCUUCAGAGAUCGAAAAACGCCUCAGAAUUCAUGGUUACAACGAGCUCGAAAAGCAUGAGGGACCAUCCAUAUGGACUCUAAUUCUUGACCAAUUCAACGACACCCUUGUUCGAAUCCUCCUCGCUGCCGCCAUCGUCUCCUUCGUCCUAGCACUCUAUGAUGGAGGGGAGGGCGGCGACGAGUUCACGGCAUUUGUGGAACCCAUCGUGAUUUUCCUCAUCUUGAUCGUUAACGCGAUCGUGGGUGUUUGGCAAGAGAACAAUGCCGAGAAAGCACUGGAGGCGCUCAAAGAGAUCCAAUCCGAGAACGCAAAUGUUAUUCGGGACAAUCGUCGAACAUCUAACCUGCCUGCCAAAGAGCUCGUCCCAGGGGACAUAGUUGAGCUCAAAGUUGGCGAUAAAGUCCCUGCCGACAUGAGAGUUGUCAAGCUGAUCAGCUCGACUCUCCGUGUCGAGCAGGGCUCGCUGACAGGCGAGAGCGAGGCGGUGAAUAAAACCAACAAGGCUGUGCCUGAAGAUGCUGAUAUUCAAGGCAAGAGGUGUAUGGUUUUUGCAGGAACAACAAUUGUUAAUGGGUAUUGUAUUUGCUUGGUGACACAGACUGGCAUGGAGACAGAGAUUGGGAAAGUCCACACCCAAAUCCAUUUCGCAGCGCAGUGCGAAGAAGACACUCCAUUGAAGAAGAAAUUGAAUGAGUUUGGUGAGGCCUUGACUAAAAUAAUUGGAUUGAUAUGUGCACUUGUUUGGAUCAUCAAUGUCAAGUACUUCUUGACUUGGGAGUAUGAUAAUGGGUGGUGGCCUAAGAAUUUCAAGUUUUCCAUCGAGAAAUGCACGUAUUAUUUUGAAAUUGCGGUGGCAUUGGCUGUGGCAGCCAUUCCAGAAGGAUUGCCCGCAGUGAUCACCACGUGUUUGGCGCUUGGCACAAGAAAGAUGGCUCAGAAAAACGCCCUUGUGAGGAAAUUGCCUAGUGUUGAGACUCUGGGAUGCACUACUGUGAUUUGUUCUGAUAAGACUGGUACUUUGACUACCAAUCAAAUGUCUGUGACAAAGAUUGUGGCAAUGGGUGCUACUGAGAAAGAAGUUAGAUGUUUUCAGGUGGAUGGGACUACUUAUAACCCUUCUGAUGGCAAAAUCCUUGACUUCCCGGCUGGUGCCUUGGAUGCUAAUCUUCAGAUGAUUGCGAAAAUAGCUGCUGUUUGCAACGACGCCGGUAUUGCACAAUCGGAGCACAAGUAUGUUGCUAGUGGAAUGCCUACUGAGGCUGCUCUGAAGGUUCUAGUUGAAAAAAUGGGCCUCCCUGAAGAAUCUGUGGAUGACACUUGUUCGACUCCCAGUGAUGUUCUAUUACGAUGCUGCCGCCACUGGAAGAAAACUCAACGCCGAAUUGCAACUCUUGAGUUUGAUCGGGAUAGAAAGUCCAUGGGCGUAAUCGUCGAGUCUCAAUCAGGGUUGAGGUCAUUACUGGUGAAGGGUGCAGUAGAAAAUGUAUUGGAGAGAAGCACCCAUGUUCAGUUGCUUGAUGGUUCUGUUGUAGAAUUGGAUCAAAAUUCAAAGAACCUUAUCUUGCAAUCCCUCCGUGAAAUGUCAACCGGUGCUUUGCGCUGCUUGGGUUUCGCAUACAAAGAUGAGUUACCUGACUUCGAAACAUAUGAUGGCGAUGAGGAUCAUCCAGCUCAUGCUCUUUUACUCAAUCCAUCCAAUUAUUCGUCGAUUGAGACUAAACUAACUUUUGUUGGCUUGGUUGGGCUAAGGGACCCUCCUCGAAAAGAAGUUUACCAAGCAAUUCAGGACUGCAAAGCGGCUGGCAUUCGUGUUAUGGUUAUUACCGGGGAUAAUAAAAAUACUGCAGAAGCCAUAUGUUGCGAAAUAGGUGUAUUUGAACCCGAAGAAGACAUGAGUUUGAAAAGCUUAACUGGAAUGAGACCUUUUAUGGAACUUGAAGACCAGAAAGCCUAUCUGAGACAAACUGGUGGGCUUCUAUUCUCUAGGGCUGAACCAAGGCAUAAGCAAGAGAUUGUGAGAUUGCUUAAAGAAGAUGGAGAGGUCGUUGCCAUGACAGGUGAUGGAGUGAACGAUGCACCUGCCCUAAAACUAGCCGAUAUUGGAAUAGCUAUGGGUAUUUCUGGGACAGAGGUUGCUAAGGAAGCUUCUGACAUGGUUUUAGCAGAUGAUAAUUUUAGUACAAUUGUCGCUGCUGUCGGUGAAGGGAGAUCUAUCUACAACAACAUGAAGGCUUUCAUCAGGUACAUGAUCUCCUCAAACAUAGGUGAGGUGGCUUCUAUAUUUUUAACAGCGGCAUUAGGUGUCCCCGAAGGCCUAAUACCUGUCCAACUAUUGUGGGUCAACCUUGUCACUGAUGGACCCCCAGCGACAGCAUUGGGAUUCAAUCCGCCAGAUAUAGGCAUAAUGAAGAAACCCCCUCGUCGCAGUGAUGACACACUCAUCAGCCCUUGGACCUUAUUUCGCUAUUUGGUCAUUGGUCUAUAUGUUGGAUUUGCUACUGUUGGUAUAUUCAUCAUUUGGUACACACAUGGUUCCUUUUUGGGCAUUGACCUUAGCAGUGAUGGCCACACCCUAGUCACAUACUCCCAACUCGCAAAUUGGGGUCAAUGCUCAUCUUGGGAGAAUUUCACCGUCUCACCUUUCACAGCUGGGACACAAGUGUUCUCCUUUGACAACAACCCUUGUGAUUACUUCAAGCGUGGAAAAAUGAAGGCCACAACACUCUCCCUCUCUGUCCUUGUCGCCAUCGAAAUGUUCAAUUCUCUCAAUGCACUUUCUGAGGACACGAGCCUUCUGACAAUGCCCCCUUGGGUCAAUCCUUGGCUCCUUUUGGCCAUGUCCAUCUCAUUUAGCUUGCACUUUUUGAUUCUCUACGUGCCAUUCCUGGCUCAUGUGUUUGGCAUAGUGCCCCUCAACCUCAAUGAAUGGAUAUUGGUUUUGGCAGUUGCUCUACCUGUGAUUUUGAUCGAUGAGACUCUAAAGUUUAUGGGAAGGUGCUCAAGAGGGUUCCAAUUUCUAACAUGUUCCACACGAAAAAAUUUGAAGCCUAAGACAGAGUGAGACAAUAUGUAAAUAGUUGGGAAGUUGAAAAUAAAGUUGCCUUUUUAAGAGGUUGGUGACUUGUAAUAUACAUGUCCUGUCAUAGUUGUAUUACAUAUAUGCUUGUUAUCGAACUCUUUUGUACAAGGAGGGAUGGUUGGACUAUGAAGAAUUUUCUGAACAUUUCUCAUCUGUUUUCCUCCCUCUUUUCCCUUCUUUAUCUUCAAAUCAAGCUUGUGUGAAACCUCAAAUUUUGAUGCAAAAUAUAAGUUGGGAGCUUUAUAUA